UUCAGAUCAACAAGGACAAUUUACUGAAGAUGAUGGGUUUCAAUGGAUUUAAACAGAAUCCAGAUAGGUUUAAGCUGUUGUGGGCGCUUUCAAGCUUUAAAACAUGGAAAAUCAUUUCAUUCUUAUUUAAUCAGACUUGGACUGUUGAGUGAAGUAUUUCUUGCAAACAAUACGAUAUCCAUGUAUGUGAAAUGCUCUCAUUUAGAUGACGCACAAAAGCUUUUCGAUGAAAUGCAUGAUCGAAAUAUCAUUGCUUGGACAACAAUGGUAUCCGCUUAUACCAACCGUGGGAGGCCUCGUGAGGGUCUUAAACUUUAUAGUCAGAUGCUGGAAUCUAGAACACAGGAACCCAAUGAAUUUUUGUACUCUGCUGUUUUGAAGGCAUGUAGUCUCGUGGGAGAUGCUGAGUUGGGUAAGCUGAUUCAUCAAGAUAUAUCUAGAGCUAAGUUGAAGUGUGACACUGCUUUGAUGAAUGCACUCCUGGACAUGUAUGCCAAAUGUGGAAAUUUGAGGGAUGCUCAGCAAGUUUUCAACUCAAUCCUGUGUAAAAAUUCAACUACGUGGAACACCCUUAUUUUGGGUUAUACUAAAGAAGGAUUAAUGGACGAAGCCUUGGAAUUGUUCAAUCGAAUGCCAGAACCCGAUCUUGUAACUUGGAACAGUAUCAUUGCUGGCCUCGCAUAUAACGGUAGUCCACAAGCAUUGCAAUUUGUAUCUAUGAUGCAUAGGAGGGGCCUUAAACCAGAUGCAUACACAUUCUCAUGUGCGCUUAAAACCUGCAGUUAUCUUGAUGAUUUAAUCACAGGAGGACAGAUUCAUUGUCAUAUAAUUAAGUCUGGCUUUGAGUCUAACAUUUACAAUAUAUCAGCAUUGGUUGACAUGUAUUCAAAUUGCAAGUUUUUAACUGAAGCAAUCAAGGUAUUUGAUCAAUACUCUACGAGCUGUCCUGUCACUCUAGGUUUGGCGCUCUGGAAUUCUAUGCUUUCUGGAUAUGUUGUCAAUGAAGAUUACACAAAGGCUCUUAAUAUGAUUGCACAUAUUCAUAAUUCUGGUGCACAAUUUGAUUCCUAUUCUUUUAGUAUUGCUUUAAAGAUCUGCAUCUACUUUAAGAAUUUGAGACUGACAUCUCAGGUGCAUGGUUUGGUAAUAACUUGUGGCUAUGAGUUAUACUCUGUUGUUGGAAGCAUUCUUAUUGAUCUAUAUGCAAAACAAGGCAGUAUUGACAGUGCACUUAGAUUGUUUGAAAGGAUGUCAGAUAAGGAUACUGUGGCUUGGUCUAGUUUGAUUGCUGGAUGUGCUAGACUGGGUUUAGGUGCAUUAGCUUUUUCUCUCUUUGCGGAUAUGGUCAAGUUAGAUCUCGAAAUUGACCAAUUUGUCAUAUCCAGCCUUCUUAAAGUUUCUUCAAGUUUAUCAUCUCUGCGAAGUGGCAAGCAAAUCCAUGCUUAUUGUGUCAAAAAGGGAUAUGAAUCAGAAGGUGUUACCAUGACAUCACUUGUUGACAUGUAUGCAAAAUGUGGUGACAUCAAUGAUGGUUUAGCUUUGUUUAGUUGUCUUUCAGAAAUAGAUACUGUAUGUUGGACAGGGAUUAUUGUGGGAUGUGCACAAAAUGGAAGAGCAGUCGAGGCAAUUAGGCUUCUGCAAGAGAUGAUAAAAUCAGGUUUCCAGCCUAAUGAAAUCACCUUUAUUGGUGUUCUUACUGCCUGUAGACACGCUGGUCUAGUCAAGGAGGCAUGGGCUAUAUUUGAUUCUAUUAAAACUGAACAUGGACUAAUACCAUGCCCAGAGCACUACCAUUGUAUGGUUGAUCUGCUUGGCCGAUCAGGACACUUCAAAGAAGCAGCAAAAUUGAUUAAUGACAUGCCAUUUGAACCUGACAAAACCAUAUGGCGCUCUUUGCUCAAUUCAUGUGUCAUGCACAAGAAUCGGGAGCUUGCAAAGAUUGUUGCUGAGCAUCUUCUAGCUACCACACCAGAAGAUGCUUCUACAUAUGUAACGGUGUCAAAUGUAUACGGAGCUCUGGGAAUGUGGGAUAGUUUAAGCCAAGUUAGGGAAGCUGUCAAGACAGUAGGGACAAAGGAAGCUGGAAAAAGCUGGAUUGAAAUUGCGAGUUGAAAAGCUUGAUUUGUUUAUAGCAUGGUUUGGCCAGAUUAAUCCUUAGUAUUAAAAAACAAAAUUUUUGGGAUGAUCAAUUGAACUGUCUGACCUCUAACAACUGAGAACUAUCUAAACUGAGAAAGAAGACCUUUAUGUGUUCAAUGGCUGCAUUCAUUCAAGAAAGAGCAUCGAAACACCACAUUCAUAUGAAAUGUGGAUGGGAGAUGAUUUAGCUCAAAAGCACCACAUUUGGACGCAGCAAAUUUCCUCUUCGGAGGGGAAUUUUUGUGGCACAAGGAGAAUUGGCCUCGGUGAAUGGAUUUUUGGCCACAGUGAUCACAUCAGAUGGUGAACUUAAGAGAAGGCUGGCAACAUUAUGAAACAGAGAAAGGGAGGAGGAGAAAAAUGGAGCUGUGCUCGGGUGUUAUAUUUUUGGUCUUGGGAACUUGUUCAACCACCUUGGGAUGCUAAAAUCUUGAGGACAAGACCUGCUACACAUCUUUACUCUCUCAUUCCAUGAGAUUUCUUGGUUAAGGUUGAAGGAUUUUAGGGGUAGGUGAUGCAAUCUCACAUGGGCUUGAGUUUUAUUUCUUAUAUGGCAUUAGAUUCUUGUUUCUGCUUGGUGAUUUUACAUCUUCAGCGCUUGGGUUUUGAGUUUUACUGCUUGAUGAUAUGAUUUGGGGUUUAACUUAGGGUUAAUCUCUGUGGGUAUGAGAUGCACGAAUUCAGAAGGUGAUUGAUGACCAAUCUAGGUGUUCUUUUCGGAUUUUUGAACUGUGGGAAGAAGUUAAAUCUGUUUAAUUGCAAGGAUAUUUGGGUUGGUUGAUGAACCUUAAUUCUCUGCGGGACCUGAAUGUCUGCUGCUAGAAUUGGUGCUUGCUCUCUACAUCUAGUAUGCAAUGCACUGAUCUAUUAAUAUCAAAAUAUCUGAACCUUUGAACAAAAUCCUAUAAUCAUAACCGUCCCCUUCAGCCCCCAAAGUUAGAUUCCUUAUCCUAUCCUGGAUGCAUUGCUGACAACCCUUCAACUGAGGGCGAGAAGAUGCGUCUGUGCAUGCGAAGGUGCCAUGGGUGAGACGGUGGUAUGAAUUUCAGAAUCCUCGCCUCUUCAUUUUUCAAGCUCGGAAAUCCUUGUUUGUUGCAGAAUGAGAAGCUUCUUCAUCCAGGUCUUCAACUGCAUGAAAUUAGUGGGAACAAGAAGCUUUUUCGAUCCAAACCUUCCAUAGUGGCUUGUGAGUGGCUGUUUUGACUUGCUUCUUCAAUCUCAUUAAUCUAGUUGCUUCUUCGAUCCGAAUCUGCGCAUGAUCAAAUGCUGACUUGCUUCUUCCAUCUCUCCUUCGAAAUUGAAAUUUGAACUAAUCUGUUUGGUCCGAUAU
This is a messenger RNA of Neltuma alba, 3469 nucleotides long. RefSeq names its product pentatricopeptide repeat-containing protein At4g08210-like. The coding region runs from base 43 to 2112 and encodes 689 amino acids. NCBI's taxonomy places the organism in Eukaryota, Viridiplantae, Streptophyta, Magnoliopsida, Fabales, Fabaceae. The transcript has a single exon. Gene Ontology annotation, biological process: RNA modification. The record is from RefSeq and is a predicted model, not a curated record. Gene Ontology annotation, molecular function: RNA binding; protein binding.